UUCCUUCAUAACAAAAACAGCUGAUGGCAAAACAGGAUAGCUUUUAUUCUCUAAUAGAAGAGAUUGCAACACAUUUUACCCUGAUUUUAAAAGUAAAGUUAAAAUAAGGCACAUACAAGGCAAUGCAAUCAAGAGGCUUGGAUUACUGACCCUGUGAGCACAAAGAAGAUUUUACCUGGGAGCAGUUGAAGAAGAGUUUUUAUCUAUACAGUAAUUGUUUUGUUUUUAAGUGGCGUUUGGAUCUGCACUCUGCAUCUGUAAUGACAUACACCACAUCUACAUUCAUUCCAAUUACAGACUUGAAAGAAUGUUUUAUCUGUCGAGAAGAAGAACAAAAUGGACAGGAUGAGCUACACACCUUCUGCGACUGCAAAGAUCUAAUUGCGCAUCAGAAUUGUCUGUUAAAAUGGAUACAAAAGGGCACUGGUAAUGAAGAUCGACAGAGAUGCAAGGCAUGUACAGCAAAGUAUCAACUUCAGCAAGGGCCGGUAUGGAAAAUAAUGCUUUGUCACUGGAGGAAUCUGCUCUCAUCUGUUGUAUUCAUUGGUUUAAUGGUCCUAGUGGCAUUUAUUGUUCAUCAGCUAAAAAUGUUGAAGGAUCCACCACCAGCUAAACUAUUCAAAGCAGCAUCGGUAUGUUUUGGUGUUAUUGCAGAGACCAUUCUGAUCAAGUGCCUUGUUUGGUACUGCCAAUCCCAAUACAGCAAAGCCAAAAUGUCUUCAUAUUCCAUCAAAGCAAGGACUAUCACACAGAGCAGAAGUGUCACUAUUCAGGUCCCACUUAGUCAAGAACCUUCAGCUGAUGAUGGGAACAAACAUGAGACACAAUCGCACAAAGCAAAAGGCACUCUAAACCUAAAACUGACCUUGUAACUGAAGGAGGGUAUAAUUCAAAACUGAAGGAGAGGUCUGAAGUGCAGGAUAAAUCAGGAUGGCUGACUCCUUUAUCUUCUGGAUUGGGCACAGUCCUCUCUGCUAUCCUGGCUUAGACUUUUAAAUUUAUUUCAAUUUUGUUUUAAGCUGGAAUCUGGACACUGUUAACAUUUUAUGCAGCUAAUGGAAUGUUCACAGCAUUCAUUCCAAUUGUGGGGGUUUACAAAUAACUAUUUUUGUGCCUGUUUGUAUGACGAAUUGUCUUAUCAAUCGAAAAAAUGUAUGAGGAAAUUAAGAUUUUGAAUAAUAGUAUAGAUUUGUUUGUAUUCAAUAUUGUUUUAAAGAAAAACUUUACAAAUUGGAUUAACGGUUGGAGAGCUUAUAUAUUACAGAAGUAAUGUUGUAAGGUAAGAAAAUAUUCUAAUGCAUGGUUUUCUGCUAUACACUUUUUACACUACUCCCAAAUGACUUUAUUCAUGUUAAUAAGGAUUAUUAAAGGAGAACCUAAGUUACUGUAAGAAUUCCCAUUUGUUGGUUUGUGUAAUCUCCUACCUUACCAUUAUGUUAAAAAACCUAAGAUGUACAUGUUUAGAGUGCGCAGACUAAGACAAGAGGCCUCCUGCACUCAAACCAUAAUCAAUAUAGUUAGGAAAUUAAGACAUGUUGUGUAUAAAUCUACUAAAAAUGUUCUCCCCUUUGUCCAUAUACUACAAUAUAUUCAAGCUGGCCAACUAUGUCAAAGUUAACCUGUGUAUGUAUUAUACACAGGAACUAAGUUUUACCUGUGACUUCCUUUCAAGGUUAAAACUCCGACAUGGUUGUCCUUUUUGUUGGCCACCACUAGGGUCACCUGAUUGUAGCUGGGAGAGAUGGGAGCUACCAGGGAUGACUUUGACGUAGUUGACCAGCUUGAAUAUACAGCAAUAUAUGGACAAACAAUCUUUGUUUAAAGAGGAGGACAUUUUUAGUAACAAAAUGCAUAAAAUGUCUUUAAUGUCAUUAAUAUAUUGAUAAUGGUUGAGUAUAGAGGACCUCUUGUCUUUGUCUUGAAUUCUGGGGUCAAAAUCUCAUUGCACCACUCCUAUUGGUUUAAAAUAUAGUGGUGAGCCUAUUUUGUUACAUAAAGUGAAGCUGAAUCAAUCAACUGGCACCUGCACAAUCAUUAGGGUUCAGGGAAGAGGCAAGAGCCCAUCUUGAGUCAGACUGGUCAUUGCCCCUGUUGCUGUUGCAAGUUAACUGAAAAGCCAUGAUGCAGAUGACCUUAUAGACCAAUGAAAGUAGAUGCCAUUGAAUGGAUUUUUAGUGGUUGUAGGGAUGGCCACAGCAACUUUGGAUUCCCUUGUCCUUUAAAUUCAAUCCAUAGUAGCAUCCUAUGCCAAGCGACUAGUAGUUCUAAACUGUAAUUACAUAUAACAUGGAAAAUUCCAUAUGUAAUAGUUGUUCAUUUCUGCAAAGCAUAUUUUAGCAGUUUAAAAGGGGAGUUUGUGCAAUAAGUAUAGAUGUAAGAGAUGGUUAUAUUUGAUAGACAUUUGUUGAUCGUAACUUAAAUAUUACUUGUGUAAAUGACUGUAUUAACCACUAAGACUGUAUUUCUGCAAAAUAUGUUGCUGGUUAUUUUAUUAUAGGAAGGUAUUAAGUUAUUGUAAGUUAUUAAAGGCAAUUUUAAUGAC
Xenopus laevis (African clawed frog) is the source of this 2542-nucleotide messenger RNA. RefSeq lists its product as uncharacterized. The coding region runs from base 261 to 872 and encodes 203 amino acids. The record is from RefSeq and is a predicted model, not a curated record. Lineage: Eukaryota; Metazoa; Chordata; Amphibia; Anura; Pipidae. The transcript has 5 exons.